Messenger RNA from Haliaeetus leucocephalus (bald eagle), 1083 nucleotides. RefSeq names its product F-box and leucine-rich repeat protein 12 (gene FBXL12). The record is from RefSeq and is a predicted model, not a curated record. Lineage: Eukaryota; Metazoa; Chordata; Aves; Accipitriformes; Accipitridae. Gene Ontology annotation, biological process: SCF-dependent proteasomal ubiquitin-dependent protein catabolic process. Gene Ontology annotation, cellular component: SCF ubiquitin ligase complex. The transcript is spliced from 3 exons. Gene Ontology annotation, molecular function: protein binding. Bases 102 to 1049 code for a protein of 315 amino acids.
GUCACUCCGCCACAGUCCUUACCGCGCCGGAUCCGGAAGCUUAAAGCCGGAAGCGGAAGUGACGCCCGCAACACCCGCCUUAAGUGUCGGGAACGGUCAAGAUGGCGGCGGUGGCUAAUCCGGAAUUGCCGGUGUUACCCGAUUCGGUGUUACUGCAGGUUCUGGCGUUGCUGCCGUUACGGGAGAGGCUGCGGGCGGCCAGGGUCUGCCGGCGGUGGCAGAGGCUGGCGCUGGACCGGACGGUCUGGAGACAUGUGGAUUUGAGUCCGCACCGGAUCAGCUCCCAGACCCUGUGGCACCUGGUCCGGCAGCAUCUCCGCGACAGCCUGCGGACGCUGCGGGUACGGGGUGCGCUCCACUCCAGCAGCAAGAGGCGGAUCCUCUCCCCGGCACUGCUGGCCGCCCUCGGGAAGCGGUGUCCCCAGCUCCACCGGCUGUGCCUGACAGAGACGGACCUCCGCCCCAUCCCCUACGAGAACGUCCCCCCUUCCCUUACGGCGCUGGAGCUGAGUCACUGCGAAAUCCCUGCUGCCUGGUUCUGCGGCUCCGCCGCAAGGGCCCUGCCCCAGCUGCAGCAUCUCGUUAUCCGCAAUGUCCCUGCCUUUUCCGAUCGUCAUCUGUUGAAUGUCUCCUCCCAGAGCAGCCUGAAGACUCUGAGCCUUUGUGGCACCUACCGCAUAACAGAUAUGGGGAUUCAGAGAGCGGCUCCACACCUGGAGGAGCUGGAACGCCUCGUGCUGCGUCACUGCGUCAUCGGCGACUCCGCCGUGGGCUUCAUCGGGCGCCACAUGAAACAUCUCCAGUUUCUGGAGAUCAGCGACACUUACUCCCUGACGAACACGGGUCUGGCUUGUUUAGCAAGCCUGCAGCGCCUGGAGACUCUCUGCCUUGACAUUUGCGAUAAGAUUUCCCCGGGUGCUGUUAUUGCUUUGUGCCAAGCACUGCCCCAGCUGAGGAACCUCAAAUUAGGUGGGGCUCACUUUAAAGAUGAAGUAAUUGAUAAAAUUCAGGCGAGUUUGCCCCACUGUAGCUUCUCACUUAUUCCUUGAUGCACAGCCUGAAGCAGCAGGGCUUUUGCCAUUU